Messenger RNA from Solea senegalensis (Senegalese sole), 3054 nucleotides. RefSeq names its product hepatic nuclear factor 4, beta (gene hnf4b). The transcript has 10 exons. Gene Ontology annotation, biological process: anatomical structure development; positive regulation of transcription by RNA polymerase II; cell differentiation. The record is from RefSeq and is a predicted model, not a curated record. Gene Ontology annotation, molecular function: zinc ion binding; RNA polymerase II cis-regulatory region sequence-specific DNA binding; nuclear receptor activity. NCBI's taxonomy places the organism in Eukaryota, Metazoa, Chordata, Actinopteri, Pleuronectiformes, Soleidae. Bases 160 to 1404 code for a protein of 414 amino acids.
UCACAGCAACGUAACAGUGAGACAUUGUAAAGAGAGUAAAUAAUAGCAGGUUUGGUUUUAAAUGUUAUAUUUUAGAGAAACUGAGCUGAAGGUGAAACAGUUACAGUGGGAACUGGUGGAGUUUUGCACAUGGACCAGUUUUGAAGGCUCAUCAGGACCAUGAAGCUGACCGGGACAAUCCUGAACCUGGAGCUCACUCAUCGCAGCGCAGACGCCGCACAUUUAAACAACACAAUGGUGACACCAAUGCAAACAGUUACAACAGUGUCAGCACCCACCUUAUCACCAUCGCAGUCUGAAAGAGGAACAUCUCAGUGUUCGAUCUGCUCAGACAGAGCCACAGGUAAACACUACGGUGCCUCCAGCUGCGACGGCUGCAAGGGCUUCUUCAGGAGGAGUGUUCGAAACAACCACACGUACAACUGCAGGUUUAACAGGCAGUGUACUGUGGACAAAGACAAGAGGAACCAGUGUCGCUACUGCAGAUUACAGAAGUGUAUCCAGGCUGGAAUGAGAAAAGAAGCUGUUCAGAAUGAGAGAGACUGCAUCAGCGUUCACCGAGCCAAAGGCCAGACCGUGGGCUCUCUGUGCAUCACUGUGCUGCUGCGGGCCGAGGCCAGCGUGCAGCAGCCCUCAGUGCUGCUCUCACCCCAGAGUCACGACAUCUACACCAAGAAGACGGCGUGCAUCGCAGAUGUGUUUCACUCCAUGAAGCAGCAACUCCUCCUGCUGGUGGAGUGGGCAAAGCACAUCCCAGAGUUCUGCAGCCUCCCUUUAGAUGACAGGGUUACUUUGCUACGAACCCACUCUGCAGAGCAUCUUAUUCUCGGGGCAGCGAGACGUUCUCUGCCUUACAACAAUCUCAUUCUCCUGGCAGGAAAUGACUUUGUGAUCCCCCUGAGAGGUGCACAGGUCGAAGUGUCCAGAGUGGCCUUCAGAAUUCAGGAGGAGCUGGUCAAGCCUCUCAGAGAGCUGGACGUCACAGACAAGGAGUUUGCUGUCCUCAAAACUAUCGUCUUCUUUAACCCCGACUGUUCGGGCUUGGGGAGUCCUCAGCUCAUCCGAAAUAUACGCUUCCAAGCCCAACUGUUGCUAGAAGAAGCGACCUGUGAGCAGCGGGGAAGGUUUGGGGAGCUGCUGCUGAUCCUGCCUGCUCUGCAGAGUGUGGCCUGGCAGAUGGUGGAGACGCUUCAUUUAGCACAGCUGCUGGGUGAAGCCAGGAUGGACAGUCUUUUACUGGAGAUGCUGCUGGGAGAGGAAGCCAAACAUGCUCAACAUGAAACAAACAAUGACCAGACGCAAGAGCAGCAACGAGCUUCAGCUGAAAACUGCACCUCUGUCGCGGCUGACGCUGCAACACCUCUUCCAAGUGGUUUUCCUGCUGCCCACACAGACCAGUGCUGACGUGCACAGACACAGUGAUGACACCAGAGACACCUGUCCACACCAACACAACACAGACUGACUGACGUUCACACACACACAGACAGACAGACAGACUGACGUACACACAGACGAGCGCCAUCGCUCGCUGCUGUGAACCAAAUCUUUUCAUUACUCUGAAGGCUGGGAUUCAGCGCUGGGCCUUGGGCUGGGAUGAGCCACAGAAAGCAAACUUAUUGUAUUGUGUUUCUUGGAAACUUUUUAUCACAUGAUCACAGGGGAAUUUAUGUUCAUUUAAAAGAACCAAACCAACACAAAGCUCUGCAGUUCCAUGCUAUCACUGCACCUUGUCUCCGUGUCUGAGUCAAGUUUAGAUUUCUCUGUGUUUUGUACAGUGAUAAGAUUGAAUCAUGCUUUUAUUCAGCUUCUAUGUGAACAUGACACGACUAGUAAAUUACUAUGAGCUCUGUAGCGCCCCCUCUCCUCCACCAGUCCACAAAUACGUUCCCAAUAGUUGGGAACUCCGGCUCCGUGCUUUAAUCAUCAACUAAAACACAACAUACAUAACAUUUCUCCUCAAACUUCAUACAGAAAGCACAUUAAUUGCUGGAUAAAUAACAUUCUGGACAUUGACAGACUGCAAAAGCAUUCUUUAAACACCUCAUUACACGCAAGACCCAACAUUUGUCAGCAGAGGGCGCCAAAUGCCCUCUUAGACGCACAUUUGUUUCCCACUGUUUUCCUUUUUCUUCACGUGUUUUGUGGUCAAAGAUGUGUCAGGUAAAUCUGAACGUAGACAUGUUAUGAUGACACGUGAAGUUUGUCGAAUAUCUUAACAUUUAACAUUUUGAUUAAAGGGAAUGUUGCAUCUUUUUCUGAGGAUGUUUAAUAAAGUCAGAAACCGAGAGAGACUGUAAUCACUCCAGAUCAUGAAAUGACACAAGUGUGUUAUGCAUAAUGAAACCAUUACUUGUUCUCGCUGCUCUGUUUGUUUUCACACUUGAAUGACUGACCUCAUAGGAAAACAGAGAGAAAUUCAUCCUUCUUUCUUCCCUGAAGUCCCUGGCAACAAUAUCCACAAACGUGUGAAUGGUUCAAACAGCAUAUUCAUCAUUAAUACCUUUGUUUUGAAGCUUGAUUUGUUCCUUUUUUCAUUAGAACAAUAUGUAUGACAGAGUGACGUCAGCAUCAGGUCUGUGGUGUUGACACUUUUCUGGUGAAAUGCGUUACAUAAGAUUAUAUAAGCCAAUAAACCUCAGUGAUUCUAUUCUUCACAGACGGUGGAAGUGUUGUCAGAGUUUACAUUUCCAUGUGACAGUAUACACAGUCUGUGCUGGGCUUGCACUCUUACACCAGCAGACAGGAUACAGUGUGCUCAUGUGGACCAGCCUGAUCAGCUGAAGCAAGACGUGCUGUCAUAACAACGGGACACUCUGGAGGGCAGCAGCCUGGAAAACACUGAUUAGGAUUCAUGGUACAGCUACAGUACAGUAAUGAUCACACUUCCUGUGACAUCACUUACAGAACGUACAGAAAUCUUGAGCAGUAAACAGUGUUGUUAGGUUUUUGAAUAUUUUAAAUAUUGUGCAUCUUUGUUUUAGUUCAGUCUAAACUGAAAGUGCACAAUGCAAAAUAAACACAGUGAACAUCUAUUAAAUGUAUAAAUCUGCU